This is a messenger RNA of Agelaius phoeniceus (red-winged blackbird), 3303 nucleotides long. It is a transcript of the gene OPHN1, whose product is annotated as oligophrenin 1. Gene Ontology annotation, biological process: synaptic vesicle endocytosis; actin cytoskeleton organization; regulation of endocytosis. NCBI's taxonomy places the organism in Eukaryota, Metazoa, Chordata, Aves, Passeriformes, Icteridae. Gene Ontology annotation, cellular component: terminal bouton; actin cytoskeleton; cytoplasm. Gene Ontology annotation, molecular function: GTPase activator activity; protein binding. The record is from RefSeq and is a predicted model, not a curated record.
AUGGGGCACCCGCCGCUGGAGUUCAGCGACUGCUACCUGGACAGCCCCGACUUCCGAGAGCGCCUCAAGUGCUACGAGCAGGAGCUGGAGCGGACCAACAAGUUCAUCAAGGAGGUGAUCAAGGACGGCAACGCGCUCAUCGCCGCCAUCCGCGGAUACUCCUCAGCAGUGCAGAAGUUCUCCCAGACUCUGCAGUCCUUCCAGUUCGACUUCAUUGGUGACACACUGACGGAUGAUGAGAUCAAUAUUGCCGAGUCCUUUAAGGAGUUUGCAGAGCUGCUGCAAGAAGUGGAGCUGGAGAGAUCCAUGAUGGUGCAGAAUGCAAGUGAUUUGCUGAUCAAACCUUUGGAAAACUUCCGGAAGGAGCAGAUAGGAUUCACCAAGGAAAGAAAGAAAAAGUUUGAGAAGGAUGGUGAGAAGUUUUACUCUAUGCUGGAUCGCCACUUGCAUUUGUCUUCCAAAAAGAAGGAAUCUCAGUUACAGGAGGCUGACCUUCAGGUGGACAAAGAAAGACACAAUUUCUUUGAGUCCUCCCUUGAGUAUGUGUACCAGAUCCAGGAAGUACAAGAAAGCAAGAAAUUCAGUAUUGUGGAGCCGGUGCUGGCAUUUCUCCACAGCCUCUUCACUUACAACAACCUGACAGUGGAGCUGACACAGGAUUUCCUCCCAUACAAGCAGCAGCUCCAGCUCAGCCUGCAGAAUACAAGGAAUCACUUUUCCAGCACACGGGAGGAGCUGGAAGAUCUGAAGAAGAGGAUGAAGGAAGCACCCCUGACCUGCAAGCUGCCUGGGCAGCCCACCAUCGAGGGCUACCUGUACACCCAGGAGAAAUGGGCCCUGGGCAUCUCCUGGGUGAAGUAUUACUGCCAGUAUGAAAAAGAGGCCAAAACCUUACGGAUGACACCCAUAGACCAGAAGCCUGGAGCUAAGCAGGGUACCUUGGACUUGACCCUGAAAUCCUGUGUAAGGAGAAAGACUGACUCCAUAGACAAAAGGUUUUGUUUUGACAUUGAAACUAAUGAAAGAUCCGGGACCAUCACGCUGCAGGCGCUGUCAGAAGCCAACCGAAGGCUGUGGAUGGAGGCCAUGGACGGGAAGGAGCCGAUUUAUCACAGUCCCAUCACGAAGCAGGAAGAAAUGGAGCUGAACGAGGUGGGCUUCAAGUUUGUCCGGAAGUGCAUCAAUGCAGUGGAGACCAAAGGAAUCACUACGGAGGGCGUGUACCGGACUGUUGGCAGCAAUAUCCAGGUGCAGAAGUUACUGAAUGCCUUUUUUGAUCCAAAAUGCCCUGGGGAUGUGGAUCUCCAGAGUGGAGACUGGGACAUCAAGACCAUUACCAGCUCACUGAAGUUCUAUCUCAGGAACCUGUCUGAACCCGUCAUGACGUACAAGCUCCACAAAGAGCUGGUCCUGGCUGCCAAGUCCGAGAACCUGGAUUACAGGCUGGGAGCCAUUCAUGCACUGGUCUAUAAACUGCCUGACAAGAAUAGGGAGAUGUUAGAACUCCUCAUCCAGCACCUUGUCAACGUGUGCGAGCACAGCCGGGAGAAUCUGAUGUCACCGUCCAACAUGGGGGUGAUCUUCGGGCCCACCCUCAUGCGAGCACAGGAGGACACCGUGGCAGCCAUGAUGAACAUCAAGUUCCAAAACAUCGUGGUCGAGAUCCUGAUCGAGCACUUUGGGAAGAUCUACUCUGGCCCCCCAGAAGACACCACAGCCCCCCCAGUGCCCCCACCCAGGGUGGCUGCCCGGCGGCACAAGCCCAUCACCAUCUCCAAGCGUCCCCUGAGGGAAAGACCUGUCUUCUUCAAUGCCUCUCUGGAGGAGAGUGGAGCAGAGAGGCUCAGCCAGACCCCCAACGGCGGCGGCGUGGAGGCCCCCAAGCCCCUGCACCGCAGCCGCCUGCCCGCGCCCCGGCCGGGCGGGGACGAGCCGGGCCGUCCCCCUGCCGAGAGCCGGCCCCAGCCCCGUGCCGAGCCCGAGCUGGGCAAGCUGGGGAAAGGGCUCCAGGAUGGAGGGGCCAAGCCACCUGGCAGGGCAGCCAACGGCGUGGUGACCAGCCCUGCCUUGAGGACCGCUACACUGCAGGCCAGGAGGCCAGCACCCCGGCCGGGCAUCUGUGGCAGAGAGGGUGACUGUGAUGGUGUCCCUAAGCCACGUUCCCAUGGUGAUAAGCCUGUGAUAACACGUCCCCCUGUGAGACCUCCGGAUCCACCGUGCCGGACUCCCAUCCCUCCAAAGCUGGAACAGAGGCCAGAUCUGAUAGCAGGGACAGCAGAGGAGAUGCCCUCAUCUGUGGUGGCCUCUAGGACCAAGUUCUUUGAGACAGCGUCCCGAAGAACAGGCAGUUCUUCAUCACCACAAGGCAGGAUCCCAAGUGAUGAGAGCUGAGGCUAAAGGUUUUGUAAGCACACCUCAGCCCAGCUGGACCCAGGAGACUUUCUGUGCUUGUGACCCAGGAGUCAGAGCUGAGCCUUGCCAGCCCCAGUGCCCUGGAGAGCAGCUAUCUUACUGGACGAUGAUUUCCAAGCCACAAGUGGCUCAAGAAAUUAGGAGAGGGGGACCACGAUGGAGAGCAGGUCCUGCCCACACAUCUGUGUUGAACUGUUCCCUGCCCUCCCACCUCUCCUCCCUCUCCUCUCCUGUGUGUGCCAUGCAGGUGAUGGCAGCAUGGGGAGGCCUGGGGGACACAGACCGUCUGUGGAAGGGACAGUGGAGCCCCUGUUCACCUGCACACUUUUGGGAAACACACCUUGAAAAGGGUGUUUGUACAGCACAAGGGCUGAGUCCCUCUGUUUGGAUGCAAGGGCAAAACAGCUGCAGUCCCCCCUUGCCCUGCUUGCCCUGAGAAGCCCCUUCCUUUGUGCUUGUGUCCCUCACUUGGUGAGUGUCAUUGUGUGGGACUGCUGUGCCUGCCAACACUGCCCAUCAUGACAAAAGAUGGGCAGGGAUGGAGCAAUCACUGUGCCCAGCUCUGUGGGAUGUCUCCUCAUCUCCUCCUGGACAUCCCUGGCAUGGGACACUACACUGACAGACAGGCUUGGCCAGGGGCUUGGCCUGAGCCAUGGCCACAGCCUUGCCUGGGAUCAGCUCUCAGGCAGCACCCUCGGGUCAGCAGCCUCCAAGGGUGCAGCUGAGGGAAGGGGGCAGCAGGUGCUCCUCCUCUUCCUCCACUGCCUCCUCUUCCAUGACCCACACUUCCACCAGAUCCACUUCUCAGAGGCCCACCAAGAAGUCUCCAUCCUGGGUGAUUGUGGUGGCCAGCACAGAGGUGCUGAGGAUCUGACACUCACUGUUUGUGGG